Messenger RNA from Hibiscus syriacus, 591 nucleotides. Its product is annotated as polygalacturonase-like. Gene Ontology annotation, molecular function: polygalacturonase activity. The transcript has 4 exons. Gene Ontology annotation, biological process: carbohydrate metabolic process. Bases 1 to 591 code for a protein of 196 amino acids. NCBI's taxonomy places the organism in Eukaryota, Viridiplantae, Streptophyta, Magnoliopsida, Malvales, Malvaceae. The record is from RefSeq and is a predicted model, not a curated record.
AUGGAUACUGAAUCGAAUGUUAAACUAAGCAACAUCAGCUUCAAGAACAUUCAUGGUACGGUUGCGCUUCCAGAAGUUGUCAAACUCGUUUGCAGUGGUAUUUUUCCAUGCGAAAAUGUAGAACUUGUCGACAUUGACAUUACGUUUAGUGGACCGGAUGGACCAGCAAAAUCCAAAUUUGCUUACUUGAAUACAGAUUUGAGUAAGCCAUUGUUGGAUGCUUGGAAAGAAGCUUGUGGUUCAACAACUCCAACAAUAAUUUUGAUUCCUGAAGGGACAUAUUUGUUAAGUCAAGCAACGCUAGAAGGUCCUUGCAAGGCUCCUACUGAGCUUCAACUUGAGGGCAAUGUAAAAGCACCACCUGAUCCUAAAGCUUUCAAGGAGCCUAAAAGGGUUAGCUUCCUUCAUAUUGAAAACUUCAAAUUGUUCAGUGGAGGAGCUUUCGAUAGACAAGGAACCACUUCUUAUAAGAGAGAAGGUUGCGAAAAAUACGACUUCUGUAGUAACCUCCCCAUCAUAAGGCUUCUUACCUUUCGCAAGAAUUUGAUAUUUUUCUUAGUAGUUAUAACUAAUACAUAUUUUUUCUCGUGA